Dermacentor albipictus is the source of this 1526-nucleotide messenger RNA. RefSeq lists its product as uncharacterized. Lineage: Eukaryota; Metazoa; Arthropoda; Arachnida; Ixodida; Ixodidae. The record is from RefSeq and is a predicted model, not a curated record.
ACAGUCGUGUCGCGAGAAGCCGAGGGUGAAACGCGGCGAGUCGGCCCGCGCAUGUUCUGGGUACAAGCACGUCGCGUCUGAAUAGCACAGACACAGGACUUCGCCGUAGAAACGUCUUUCUUUUGUCGCUAGUUACUUGAUCCUCGCUUGUGUGAGCGUGGGUGCGCGCCUGGCGCGCGUGCUUUUACGCGGGAUGUUGGAUGCGAAGGCUUCGUUACGACUGGCUUGCUGCUUGGCAGUUUUCGUCGCGGGCGCUCACUCAUACAGCAUGGAGAACCCGUGCAAGUACCACAGCGACGCCAAGUGUACCACGGCGUGCAAGCAGUUCAGAAAGCUGCCGCACGGAUACUGCCGUGGCGACCAUUGCGAGUGCAGCACGCAAGCCCGGGCUGUGGUUGAAUCCACGCCGGACCCGUGCAAGCUUCAGGACGUCGGCGCAUGCGUCGUAAGCUGCACGGGCGUGUCGUUCGACAUGGGACAUUGCGUCGAGCAGGUCUGCCACUGCCUCAACAUGAACGGCGAGCAGCCUGGCACCAGACUCAGCGACGCCAAGGCAGCCGCCUCGAAACAGAAGGCUCCGAGCGGUGCGGCGCAGCCAGAGCUCAGGGUUGCGGUCGAUGGACGUGGACGCCGGAAGCAGCCGCAGCACAGGAAGCGGGUGAUCGGCUCAUCGCAGGAAACCUACGUCCCGCUGCUCGAUUUGCUGUCAAUUCCAAAAGCUCUGUACGACAUGGACCCGUGUAGGAAAGGGACGCCCGAGCAGUGCAGGAGAGACUGCGGAAAGCUGAACUACGAUCGAUCCAGCUGCGUGUUCAACGUGUGCAGGUGCAGCAAGACGACCACGAGGAGCUGACCAUUGUCGAAGCCUUAUAGGGUGUGGCCAUAGGCGGCGAGUUUUAGCUCACGCGCAGACAAGACGGGCAACAUGUGGGCAAAGUGAUUUCAGAAAAGGAUGUUAAAGGGACACUAAGAAAAGAUUUUCAGCCGUAACAAUAAAUUAAUGUUCUACGUUUACCAAAAAACACUAAUUAUUGCCGUGGUAAGAGGUUUGGUACAAGCAAGAAGAAACGCAAAGACGAAACAGUGGUAGCGACACCUCCUUUAUGUUUCCAAACCAGUCAGCCGCGACGUAAUUGAUUUUGGCGGCCCCGGCUAGGACCUAAUUAAGCUUUUAUCGGUAAAAAUAGAUGUGUUGUUCUCUAACGGGGUCGAAUUCGACUGAACGCGGCAAGUCUCAAUAAGUUUUAAUGAGUCACAACGGCACAGAUAUGAGAACUAUUACUUUGAGAUCCAUGACGUCAUGCGGACGGUCCAGCUAUAAAAUUUCGGCGGGAAAUUUGAAAAACGGAAUUCGGACUUUCAUUUUAUCUUCUAUUAACGAACCAUUACCGCGAAGUUAAUAGAAAUAAAGAUUGGGAAGAAUACUUUAUUGGUUGAAACUAAUUUAGUAUUGGUCUUUAGAGUACAUUUAAGCUAGAUUGUUGAUAUAAAGUGUGCAAAAAUUCCAAUAAAAUUUUGAGUUGCGA